Molecule: messenger RNA, 1075 nt
Organism: Micropterus dolomieu (smallmouth bass)
Lineage: Eukaryota; Metazoa; Chordata; Actinopteri; Centrarchiformes; Centrarchidae
Product: adenosine 5'-monophosphoramidase HINT3-like
Exons: 5
Coding region: 34-504 (156 amino acids)
Molecular function (GO): catalytic activity
Source: RefSeq, a predicted model, not a curated record
CGGAGACAUUUGUCAUGAGAAAAUAUCGGAAAAAUGUCGGGGAACGAAUCGGACUCAAGUUCAAAAGAUGAAACUUGUAUUUUCUGUUUGAUAGCUCACGAUCAAGACAAAGAAACGGAAAUCAUAAAAAAGAACAAGGAGCUGGUGUGUUUCAGGGACAUUAAUCCUGCUGCUCCCCACCAUUACCUGGUUAUUCCCACACAGCACAUACACAGCUGCUACUCACUGCACAGGGGACACGUCAGCUUCGUUAAACAAAUGGCUGAGAUGGGGAAAGCUAUACUACAAGACCAAGGGUUCACUAACAAGAAGGACAUAAGUCUGGGGUUCCACCAACCUCCCUUCACUUCAGUUGAUCACCUCCACCUCCAUGUGCUCGCCCCCGCCAGCCAAAUCUCAAAGUACAUGCAGUAUAAGUUCAUUCCAGGGGGCGAACGUUUUGUAACUGCAAAAUGUCUCCGAAAGCGCCUAAAGCAUAGUCCUCCACCAGUAGACCAUCCUUAGAAAGCUGAAUGUGGUCUGUUUGAGGCAGCAGCUCCCAAAACUAUGGUUUGGACUAUACCAGCGGUCAUUCUUUGAAUCUUUGAACCAGAAUGAGCCAUGUGGAGAAGAUGCUUUUAAAAUAACACUCAGAUUGUAGUGAGUGGUGUCUACCAAUUAGGGAAACUAGAGCAGUGACAACCUCACAACAGGUCUUGUCACACUCUGCCUGUCUGCCUUGCAGUGUUUUGCACUUUUGUGUUUAGUUAGCGUUAUUUUGGUCUGUUGGGUUUUAGGGGUCUGUCUUGUCUUUCGUCUAGUAUUCGGUAACCCUUGUCAUGUCUGUUACCCCAGUGAUCUGCCCAGCCUGUUGGGUCGUCCCCCGGGGCGACCUCCCGAAUAUUGUUGCCUCCCUGUUCUGCCCGGCCUGUUGGGUCGUCCCCCGGGACGGCCUCCCGAACAUUGUGGCCCCCCUGUUCUGCCCGGCCUGUUGGGUCCUCCGGGAUGGCCUCCCGAACUCUGUGAACUCUGACAUCCAUUUUUUAACUUCACAAAGGCAGUUGUUAAGUGAACUCAGCAUUCCAGGGUCUGUGGA